CUACAUUGUUCAUAUUUUCUGCCAAAAUUUGAAGUUUUGCUGUCAUUACUUUGUGUGGCAAUGUUUAAUUAAUAAUAAUGUCACUAGUUGAUUACAAUCUUUCCGAUGACGAUGAGGAGGAAUCACAUAACUCAGAUGAGUAUCACGGAUCAUCAGCAAAGAAAAGAUGUCUAAUUAGUUCGGCAAGCACAAAUGGUAAUCAAGAAAAAAGUGAGAAGGAUGAUGUGGAAAACACAGGUCGAGUUCGCACUUUUCCUCAUGAACGUGGUAAUUGGGCAACAUUCAUCUACGUUCCAGUACCAUUCAGCGACAGUAUACGUGAAAUUCAAAGUCAAAUAGCCAGUAGUUGUGAAAAGGAUUUGGAUGUGCAAUUACAUUUGAUUGAAUCAAUUCACAUAAGUCUAACUAGAACCGUUGUCCUGCAGCACCAUUGGAUUGAUGACUUCAAAAAGUCUAUAAGGGAGUGUAUCGUUGAUUUUAAAAGAUUCCCUACAAGCAUCGAUACACUAAGUGUUUACUGCAACGACGAUUGUACAACGACAUUUGUUGCUAUUGCUGUUCCGGAUGUUUACUGUGCUCCGCUGAAAGCUCUCGUUGAAAAGUUUGACCGUUGUCUAAGUGAAUACAAAUUACCAUUUUUCUAUGAGGACGCUUCCUUUCACGUCAGCAUAUUGUGGUGUGCGGGCAAUAAGAAAGCAAAAAUUCAAACGGAAAUCGACAAACUACAACAAAUGUUAAACGAGGCCAUCGAAGACGAUUGCGAUGACUAUCAAUUCGUUGUCAAUCGAAUAGAAUGUAAAAUCGGUAACAAAAUCUACGAUUACCCACUGCUAAGCUGACACCGGGCAAAAUAAAGCGUAGAAAACACUUUCGCAAAA
Messenger RNA from Bradysia coprophila, 878 nucleotides. RefSeq names its product U6 snRNA phosphodiesterase 1. Gene Ontology annotation, cellular component: nucleus. Gene Ontology annotation, biological process: U6 snRNA 3'-end processing. Lineage: Eukaryota; Metazoa; Arthropoda; Insecta; Diptera; Sciaridae. The record is from RefSeq and is a predicted model, not a curated record. Gene Ontology annotation, molecular function: 3'-5'-RNA exonuclease activity.